Molecule: messenger RNA, 2888 nt
Organism: Podarcis lilfordi (Lilford's wall lizard)
Lineage: Eukaryota; Metazoa; Chordata; Lepidosauria; Squamata; Lacertidae
Source: the annotation of a GenBank genome assembly
GGAAUAUUAAAGUUGGUGGCUGGCAGAGCAAAGAGCCACAGGAACACCAGUGACGUUCAGCCCCCCACUCUCAAAAGACACUCCACCCACCCCUGAAAUAUGAGUGUGGGGAGGCAGUUACACCAUUUCCUAAAUUCAAGCAGAACUUCUAAAAUACCAUUUAUAUGUCCAAAAUUGUCCGUGGACUCCCUGUAAAUAUGUGCAGAAGCUGAGCUGAGCUUUGCUCUCUAAACACAAUGCUGUUCGGCUUUUGUUCCAAUAUUUUCAAAGGCAAUAUCCCAUUGUCUCAGUCUUUGGCAUUUUCCUCCCUUUUGGAAAACGGGUAAGAGACUUGUGUUAUGAAUAGGGGUGGGGAGAAAUUCAAUCUUGUUUACAUCUUAAUGAAAAUGUUUGCACUUCUCAAACCUAUAUGCAAACCGAAACCCAAUUAUCCAUUGAAAUUCAGAGUUCUCUGAAUUUUGCAAUGCAGUUCUUCAAUAAUGUGUUGUGUACAGAAAUGCAUAUAUCUUGGGGAGAAUUGUACAUAAAAAUGCAUGCAUUUAGCAAACUAAAACAUUUGGGGAAAUUCCUAGCAAAAAUGUGUAUAUUAGUCAAAAUUGCAUUCAACAAUUUGUGCAUGAGAAUGAAUUUUAAUAAGCAUCUGGUGAGCGGCUUGAAAAUUGCUGCAGAAAUGUGGAGAACUGAAUUUAAGAUGGGAAAUAUGAGAAGCUGAAAAUGACAAUGUCAUCCCUAGGUCUGAACAUGCUUACCAAAUUGCAUCCUGUGUUAAAUGAAUGUCAGAGAUUGUAGCACGUUAACAGUAACUCUUAUUGUCUGAAAGCAAUUAGCAAAUACACUAAGACUUGUGCUCUAGUCAUAGCUCUAGUUUCACUUUCUAUGCCACACUACAUAAGGCACUGCCUGUCUAUGCCGGAUCACAUUUCAUAACACUAAGUGUAGCGACUGGGCUUUUGCUAGAUCCUCUUUUUUGCUGGGCUCUUUUCCCCAGCAUGUAUUGUACAUCUAGGUGCCUGUUUAUGUAUUUGGCUGGGUGGGUUGGUUUUCUGCUUGGAUAUGGGGCUCCCAGUUUGACUACUGCCAUUUCUACCUCUCCUGGGACUUUUUGCAAGGCUGUCUCUAGAAGCUCCUUGGGCCUGGGAUUUGACCAGUUCUAAGUCCUAUGUCCUGCUUCUGGGUGGAAAAACGAUAAGUUUAUCCAAUGAAAACAGGGGAACACUGGAGCUGUGGAUUUUUUUCUUUGAUGCUGUCAUGUUUUAAAAUAGGAGAGGGCACCUUCUGUAUUCUGAACGAGGCGGGAAGUGUUCUUUUUACAAACAAGCAAUCAAGCAAAUGAACAUCUGACAAUUUUACUAUCCUGAUGUUCCUCAGACAGCCUUCAUAACCAGGGCUAGCCCAAGACAUUUUGCUGCCUAAGGCAGAGCAAUGAAAGUCACCCCCACUGAGCUGAAGGUAUCUGAGGUUAGUCACAUUAUUAUGGUAUCUGUGGUGGAACAUCCCACAAAUGCACCGACCCUUUCCAAGUAGUAAAAAUACCCCAAUAAUAAAAGCUUAAAUAACUAAUCAUCUGCUAUCCUUUUGGGACACAUAAAACCAUCUGCCUGAGGCAACUGCUUCCCUUUGCCUAACAGUUGGACCUGCCCUGUUUGUAAAUCGUUUGUUCUGGCUAUGCGUACUCACGAAAAAAUGGGAAACAAACAUUUGCACAAGAAUGUGAGCAUUCUUGAAUUUAGAGAAGUCUGAUUUUGUUGUAUAUUUGAAAGGGCUUUCGCUGCUUUAGAGCAGGGGUAGGCAACCUAAGGCCCGGGGGCCGGAUGCGGCCCAAUCACCUUCUCAAUCUGGCCCAUGGACAGUCUGGGAAUCAGCAUGUUUUUACAUGAGUAGAAUGUGUCCUUUUAUUUAAAAUGCAUCUCUGGGUUAUUUGUGGGGCUGCCUGGUGUUUUUACAUGAGUAGAAUAUGUGCUUUUAUUUAAAAUGCAUCUCUAGGUUAUUUGUGAUGCAUAGGAAUUCGUUCAUUCCCCCCCCCAAAAAAAAUAUAGUCCGGCCCCCCACAAGGUCUGAGGGAUGGUGGAGUGGCCCACGGCUGAAAAAGGUUGCUGACCCCUGCUUUAGAGUGCUAAUUUCAUGUAUUUGGAACACACACACCCCAAUUUACAAAUCUGUUAGAACAAAAAGUUACGUUGAAUGUGUGGGAUAUGAAUUAGAGGUUGUUUCCAACUAACAUGUUCCACCAGGAUAAGGAUUUCUGUUUAUAUAACUGGACUCGUGCCCCUCUAUAUGCCUUCUCCAAAUAUACACCUGCUCUUAAGGGUUAGAGGUGAACCCUGAAUAGAUUUAAGGGGCUCGUGAGGGGAGGGGGGAAGUUCUGUUGCACAAGGAUAAAUCCUUGUAUUGACUAAACAAGCUAUUUGGAAACCACCCUGCUUAGAUAAAUAAAUCAAACAGUAGUGAAGAUUGCUCAGAUCUGAAUGGUCCAUCAUCUUGACCAUUUAUCUGAGACUGUGGGGACAGCUAAUUUCUCAGGCCUUUGGUGGCUGAGGACUUUCUUCUUCACACCCACCCACUGCCAAACUGCCCUACCAUCCGCUCCAGAAAAGCAUUAUGUUCUCUGAGCAUGAAGCUACCCUCACUAAGACCUCGGGUUAAGAGGGGUGGCACUGUGAGAGAGUCACUUUCUAGCAACUUGCUGCCUUUCGUUCCCUGCAGCAGCUUGACCACUAAUCAAGAGGCCAACAGACCAUUCACCAAUCAACUGAAGCAUGAUGAGCCCUAAGAUCAGCCACAAGAAGGAAGAGAAGAGAAGAGAAGAGAAGAGAAGAGAAGAGAAGAGAAGAAGAAACAGAAAAGGGGGAAAGAAAAAAAGAUCCAAGGAACAAAUUUUGGAAAUUGUG